UCAGGGUUGGGCUGGGAUGACUGGCAAGGGGGACUGAUAAACGUCGGGAUCUUAGGUAUGUUCAUUGUUCAGCAGGUGACCUUGUCCGUGAAUUCGCUGGCGCACUGGCUCGGGAGCUCCCCCUUCGAGGAUCGCCUGUCGCCUCGAGACCGUCCUUCUACUGCGGUCCUAGCUUUUAGGGGAAGGCGAUCCUAA
Aspergillus japonicus CBS 114.51 is the source of this 195-nucleotide messenger RNA. RefSeq lists its product as uncharacterized. NCBI's taxonomy places the organism in Eukaryota, Fungi, Ascomycota, Eurotiomycetes, Eurotiales, Aspergillaceae. The transcript has a single exon. The record is from RefSeq and is a predicted model, not a curated record. The annotation marks the transcript as partial.